This is a messenger RNA of Annulohypoxylon truncatum, 1533 nucleotides long. Its product is annotated as C6 finger domain-containing protein. The record is from RefSeq and is a predicted model, not a curated record. NCBI's taxonomy places the organism in Eukaryota, Fungi, Ascomycota, Sordariomycetes, Xylariales, Hypoxylaceae. Gene Ontology annotation, molecular function: DNA-binding transcription activator activity, RNA polymerase II-specific; zinc ion binding. The transcript has 5 exons. Gene Ontology annotation, biological process: regulation of transcription by RNA polymerase II. Bases 155 to 1405 code for a protein of 416 amino acids.
GGCUGUGUGGUGCUAAGCCCAUCUAUGCCCCAAUCAGCUUCUCUUUUGGCAGUUUUGGCGGGACAUCGCCGAUUCAGCUGAUGAACGUGUCAUCCAUGCCGGUUUCUUCAGCACGCUUACUCGGGCAGCUCCAGAUGCCAGUCUUUACAUAACAAUGGAGACCGAGUCUGGUGGUAUCCCACCACGCCGCCGAGUUCCGAAGCUAGGCCACAAGAAAUCCAUGUUUGGUUGCCAGCGAUGUCGUGCUAGAAGGGUAAAGUGUAACGAGGAAAAGCCCAUCUGCCAUAACUGCAAGCGGCAUGGUCUUCCCUGCAACUAUGAUCGCGAUACAUUCGCGAAGAAGGUAUCCACAAAGCCGGCAGCAACUCAGCUAUUUGUCGACGGGCCUGAGCAAAAUGACCCGCCGGAAGGUCGAUCACGUCGGAUGCUGGAAGCAAAGUUGAUGCAUCAAUAUGUAACUGAGACGGGGAUGACAAUUGCAGCCGAUGAGCAUUCGUCAGAUUAUUAUAGCCAGCUGAUCCCAAAGCUUUCGUUUCACUCCGACGCGCUGCUAUAUUCAAUGUACUGUCUCGCUGCGCUGAAUAUAGCGAGAGUUUACGGAGACAACGAACUGGAAGACGGCGCCGAGAAUGUCGCUAACAGAUAUUUCUCGAUGGCUGUUCGAGAGCACAACAAAGAGAUAUUCCAAGUCAACAAGAACACGACAGACAUAGUCUGUUUAACAUCCUGCCUGAUGCGAGCAGCGACGCUCAUUCAAUUGCAUAAUCGAAACCGGGAGCCUUACACACCCCCGUGGCAGUGGCUAGCUCUAACUCGCACUUCAACUGCCACAUUUGUCGAAGCAUACCAACUAAUUGGCCCAGAUCCCAAUUCCGUAGCGUUCCAACUGAUCAGGGCAAAUUCACACCUCCAUGACAAAGGAAAUCUGCCGCAACGUGGGGACAUCCAAAGAUUGCAGCAUCUAAUGGAUCGCUCCAAGAAACUCAGUGUGGGCGAAGACUGGGAUUCGGAAAUUCAAGAUGGAUAUGAGCGUACACUUACCUAUAUAUGCAAUGCGAUGAAGCUCAUGGAAGCUGAAGGAUCAUCGGGCAAUCUCUUACGAAUGCUGCUUAUGUUCCCGAUGUUAGCAGACGAGAGAUAUGUCAAGCUAGUGAAAGAAGCAUCCCCGAGAGCUUUAGUGAUACUAGCCCACUUCUUCGCACUGCUUGCAAGGUAUAACGACGUUUGGUGGGUUGGAAAUGUAGCGGCUGAUGAAGUCCAUGGGAUUGCCAACACACUGCCUGAGGAAUGGCAGUACCUACUUCUAUGGCCAUUGGAGAAAAUAAAACAAUGGGCUACGGAUUUUCCAAAGCGAACGCACUCGAAGAUUUCACCAGCUCGGCCCUUUAAAGCAGUCCAAAAGUAGGCAGACUUUAGCGAUUUCGUCCUCGUUCUCGCUCUCGUCCUCGCUUAUAUAGCCGACGAAUCCACUCUCAGCGCUGAAGUUGAAUGGCUUCAACAACAUCCCACCCCGGACAUGAAAAUAUCAUGAUC